Myxocyprinus asiaticus (Chinese sucker) is the source of this 7627-nucleotide messenger RNA. Its product is annotated as adhesion G-protein coupled receptor G4-like. The transcript has 35 exons. The record is from RefSeq and is a predicted model, not a curated record. Gene Ontology annotation, molecular function: G protein-coupled receptor activity. Gene Ontology annotation, cellular component: membrane. Bases 129 to 6962 code for a protein of 2277 amino acids. NCBI's taxonomy places the organism in Eukaryota, Metazoa, Chordata, Actinopteri, Cypriniformes, Catostomidae. Gene Ontology annotation, biological process: adenylate cyclase-activating G protein-coupled receptor signaling pathway; cell surface receptor signaling pathway.
GGCUGGCACUCGUUCACGGUGGGAUUUAUUUUACACGGAGCGAUUUAAAUGGAGUUAUGAGCGGGAAAAGAGCCGCGAAUUUAGGAUGACUUCACGCGCAUCACGCAGCGCAGCACAACGGCACCAGGAUGCUUUACAAGCACAGCAAGCACGUGAGUGGACGAUACAAGAAUUCUGCUCAUCACUUUGUCUGGAUCCUCUGUCUUUGGGUUCACUUUCUGCCUCAAGUGGAUGGCUUCUUUAUGUCUGACGCUAAGGCUGUCUUGCAAGGAUGUGAAGACCACUGGACUUUCCAACCUCAGGGGCAUAGUAUCCCUGUGCUCUUUCAGAUGACAGUAUGUGUGGACGUACAAGUUUUAUCCCCGGGUGAGUGGACUGCAUUUAGCUACAUCUCGGCCCCUGCACCCCGCUAUGAACUGGCCCUGCAGGGAGAUGAAAACUCCCUGUAUGCCUGGCUGUUGGGUGUGCGCCAUCAGUUCCCUGUCCAGUUGACCCUUCGUCGCUGGUACCGCCUAUGUCUACGAUGGGACGCCCCUCACAAAAGCUUCAGCCUGACGAUAGGCGGUAGUUCAGAAGUAUAUCAGCGCACAGCCAUCGCUCGUGCAAUCCCUCCCUCUGGGCGACUUCUACUGGGCUGCCAGCCAAAGGACACCCCACCCGGGGUGAACAUGGCAACAGUGGAGCUCUACCUGUUCCGCAUUUGGAACAAUGUAGGGGAACAUAGGGCUUGCGAGGAUGGAACUGUGGUUGGUUGGGACUCGCGACUUUGGACCAUCACACGAGCCCAGGCCAGAAUCCAAGAUUAUAAACUGCAAUGUGGCCUAGGGCAUCUGCGUAUGAAACGCAAUGCACUCGGAACUACAACCCCAUUCAACACUUCCCAAGGUGUAGCCGCCGGCCGAGAUUUUUACUUGACAUCUCCAAGUCCACUCUACUCCACUUUGAACUCCAUUAUUACCAAUGCACAGAAACUCACUCAAGGACUGGCCACAAAUCCCUCUGGAACCCUGUCUGUUACAACCACCACCCUUCCACCUCAGGGUCAAGUCUCAAGCACAACCUCUGCUUCAACCAGAACCACAUCAAAUUCUUCCUAUGGCAGUAUACUAAAUAUCACCACCACACGCCCUGCAGGACUCUCAACACCUACUACACCAUCAGUAAAUCUCACUACACCAGCCAAGGCUCCCCUCAUAGUAACUACCACAUCAAGUGCCACCAUCACAGCCUCUCCUCAAGCUUUGAUUAGUUCAGCUGUUACAACAACCAAUACAUCUCACGCUGGGGGAUUGAACAUCUCAGUGCAGCCCACCUCUGAAAUAACAGCCAAUCACACAGCAGCAAGCUCUCCUGCUGCACCUAUCGUCAUGAACCCAUUUGUGGUGCAGUGUAACUUUUCCCAGUAUUGUGCUAAUGAAUCAUCAUACUACUGGAUGCUUGUGGAAGUGCAUGGCUCUAAUAUGACUGAGGAAGUCAUUCAAAUUUGGUUUUCAGAUCAUUUUAAUAUGAGUAUCUGCUCUGCUGGAGUUCCAACAACAGAAAUCAAUAAUACAACAUGUCAAUCCAGCAUGGUUUAUGUGACCGCAGAGGUUACCUGUCAAGACAAGGAGAACAUUGAGAGGACUAACUGCACUGUGCUGCUUCAGCUAAGCCAGCCGGUAAAUAAAUGCAUCCUUCGCAGGCUGGUGGAAAAUGGGCCUAGAGACCCAUUAAUCCAGAUUUACCUUAUGGGAGAUAUAGAGAGAGUGGGCCUAUGCAAGGAGCAUAAUAUUUCGUCUGCUGGAGAUGGCAUUGUUCACUGCACAUCCCCUAUGUCUUAUAAUGAUGUCUGCCAGACUCUGGGAGCUGUCAAUGUCACAUGCUCUUAUGUGGAGAAGGAUUUUGUUCCGAAUGAUUUCAAUGUGGUUUACAAUCAAUCCUGCAACGUUAAGAGCCAACAGCAUUGUGAGUGUCACGCGUCUCACAACAAUGAGACAUAUUAUGCUCUUCGUUUGAAUAUUACGAAGCCAGAUGUGAAUUUCACCUCCAUCCAGAACACAGUUUUACAAUUGAGCACCCCCUGUGAAAAAUCUAGCAUACCAGGGUCUCUGUGUAAUACUAUUUCUGAAGUAUCCCAGUUUUAUCAGGGAAUGCACUUGGAAUGUUAUGGUGAAGAAAAAAGGCUGUACACCUGCAUGUUAGCUCUGCAGAUGUCAAAACAGCUAGAUGUGUGUACUGUUAGUACUGUUAUGGCAGGUCUUUGGAAGGACAGUACCAGUGUCAGUUUUGAUGGACCUCUCACUAGAAUAGCUAUAUGUCGUUUGCCCACUGAUUCAGAGACCAUUCUUUUGAACUCAACAUUUACUUGGGUCUUUGUAGACAGCAGUGCCAGCCAAAUUAACUAUAUCACAGACCAGUUGAAAUGUGAACAGGGGCACACGUUUGCUGUUCUUUUAAAUGAGAGCUGUGUAGUCUCACCUUCUGAAUCCUACACAACUCCACCAGUCCCGCACAGCACAAGCACAGAGAACAGUGCUACAUCCCCAAUCAUUACUUCUCCAUCAUUUACUACAGACUGGAUGCUGAGCAACCAAACCAGCACUACAGGCAGACUGCACAACACUUCAAAAACACCACUCAAUACAACAGUCUCAAUAUCCAAUAUUAGCUUCAUGUCCAUUAACAGUACAGUCACUCAAACAAGCACAGCGUCACUCAACACAACAAAAAAUUUGCCACUCAUUGCAACAGUCACACUGAGAAACACAACAGUCAUACCACUCAAUAUAACAAGUCCACUGGUCAAUACAACAGUCAUACCAUUCAAUACAACAGUCACAUCUCACAAUGCAAAUAUUACACUGUUAAAUACAACAGAUACACCAUUCAAUAUAACAACCCCACUGGUCAAUACAAACCUUACACAACUUAAUCCUACUGUAACAACACUCGAAGCUACAGACGGACUGUUAAAUACACCAGUCACAUCUCACAAUACAGCUAUCACAUUGUUAAAUACAACAGAUACACCAUUCAAUAUAACAUUCCCACUGGUCAAUACAAACCUUACACAACUUAAUCCUACUGUAACAACACUCGUAGCUACAGACGGACUGUUAAAUACACCAGUCACAUCUCACAAUACAGCUAUCACAUUGUUAAAUACAACAGUUACACCACUCAAUAUAACAACCCAACUAGUCAAUACAACUGUUACACCACUCAAUCCCACUGCCACAACACUCAGUGCAACAGACACAAUGUUAAAUACAACAGACACAUCUUACAAUACAACUAUCACAUUGUUAAAUAAAACAUUUACACCACCCAUCAUAAUUCCGCCGGUCAAUACAACCGUCACACCACUCAAUCCUACUGUCACAACACUCAAUGCUACAGACGGACUGUUAAAUACAACAGAUACUCCACUCAAUAUAACAAUCCCAUUUGUCAAUGCAACAACCAUACCACUCAAUACAACUGUCACAACAUUCAAUGCAUUGUUAAAUACAACAGUCUUAUCACUCAAUAUAACAACCCCACUAGUCAAUACAACAACCAUACCACUCAAUACAACUAUAAGACUCAGCACAUCCAUGGCUCUGCUCAAUACAACAAGUAUGCCAGAUAGACCAUUAAAUACCACAGUUACAUCUCAAAGUUCACCUUUUACGGCACUCAACACAACUGUCGCACUACAUCAUACAACCGUCACACCAUUCAAUACGACAGUCACACCUCGCAGUACACCUCUAUUAUCCAUAUUCACAACUCAGUUAAACUCAACUGGACCAGAAAACACAACAAUAUCUAUAGCUGCAUCAUUCACUUACCUCAAUGCAACAACUUCAGUACAAAAUAGUACACAAUUAUCAUUACUUAACACAACAGAAUCUUUGAACACAACACUUACUGAUAAAACUACUCUGCCUGGUCACAUAUUUAAAAACAAAACAUCAUUAUAUGUUACAUAUAACACAAACAUUUCUCUUCAAAAUGAAAUAAUCUUUCAUACUAUGGCACCACUGGAUAAUACAACACAAGCCAACACAACAGCAUCAACCAAAAACUUAACAGAAUCAAACACACCACAAACUUUUCAGAAUAUAACAGAAUUCAGUACAUCAGCAAUUCCAUAUAACACAACCUUUUAUACUAUGGCACCCUCAGACAAUACCACACAAGCCAACACAACAGCUUUAGCAAUUAAUGUAAGAGAAUCAAACACAACACAACCUCUUGAGAAUACAACAGAUUUCAGUAUGCCAUCAAUUACAUACAACACAACACAACUUCUGAAUAGUUCUACACUGGAGACCUCAGGUGCAGAAACUACUACCACUGAACUCACAACAACAGUCAAUACUACAAUGUAUACACCUAAUUUCAGAGCUUUUAAUACAACAACGGAUAUUCCUGAUUUACUGUAUCCCAAUGAAACAUUCCCUCUGUUUAACACAACACAAAGCAAUGCAGCAGAUUUUCCACUGAACAUGACCCUGUUCAACACAACGGAAAUGCCAGUGAAUGUAACCACUCACAACAGGUCUGAUACCAACCGUGGUAUAAACAUAACAGAGACGUCCAACAGUACAUCCAGAUUAAAUACAACCGCAAACCCUGUAACAGAUACAACACAGUUUAACUCCACAAACACAACGCAAAUACACGCAACAACCUUCCCAACAACAGAAAAUAUUACCAGUGGGAACAUCAUAACAGUUAGUCUCCUUAACACAACACAGUUAAAUGCCACAUUAGAAAAAGCUUCCACUGAUAAUACAAUAAUGAAUACAACCACAACAAUCAAUCCAAUCAACAUUCAACACAACACAACCAUUACCAGCAUUGUCACCAAUAACAGUGCUGCUCCCACAACAGCUAUAUCAGAGAUACAUCCAAGCUCUCAUCAGAGCAUUUACAAUUCCACUACAGCAUCUCCAAUUGUCCCUCAAAUAACGAUCAGUAGAGGGAAUACAUUGGGAACUACUGCAAGACCAGCUGUGCCAGCCACAUCUGCCAUCACUACAGCAAUAACUUCAGUAAUCGCAACAACUCAAACCCCAGACUCGGUGGCUAAGGACCUUCUAAAUCAAACAAAGGAUGUAAAAAAUCUAAACUCAUCCGAGGUGAAUAAAUUGGUCAGCCAGCUUGAGAAUCUGCUCACUGCACCCAACAUUAGUAAGGAUCUGGGCACAACAGUGCUGUCAGUCAUCAACAACUUACUAAACGGCUCUAGUGAUUCUCUGGCUAAAUCCUCCAACCGUUUGAUCAAAGCUGUGGAUAGUCUAGGUCUAAAACUGGUGAUUCAGGAUCAGACCGAAAGCAUUGCAUUUGAAUCACUCUCUUUGGCUGUGACCAAAGUCGAUGGGACCAACUUUGGGACAACAUCAUUUUCAAUGGCAAAUCCCUUAAAACCACAGGUGACUAAAGGAUUUCAAAGAGAAAUCAGGGCAGUGGAAAGCUCUUCUCCACUGGGCAAAAUAACACUGCCUGCCUCCCUGACAGAAAACCUCUCUCCUGAAGAACAGAAAAUCGCCUCCAGAGUCCAGUUCACUUUUUUUCAGAAAAGCACUUUUUUUCAGGACCAAGCGUUGACCCAACAGACUCUAAACAGCCACAUUUUGGGCUCUAGCGUGGCAAACCUGUCAAUUAAAAACCUGAGGGAGAAUGUGGAGUUUACUCUGAAGAAUAAACAGCCAGUUGUGGGUAACUAUGUAGCGUCCUGUGUAUUCUGGGACUUUGGCAUAAAUGAUGGUUUAGGAGGCUGGAGUUCAAGUGGAUGUUUUGUCAAGAAUAGCAGCACUCAGAAUGAGACUGUUUGCAGCUGUAAUCAUCUGACCAGCUUUGCAGUGCUUUUGGAUGUAAGCCGGCAAGGGAUAACUGACCGUUUACAAGCCACCAUCCUUACCUUCAUCACUUACAUCGGAUGUGGGAUCUCUGCCAUCUUUCUCUCAGUUACUCUGCUCACUUACCUUGCAUUUGAUAAAAUCCGCCGUGACAUCCCCUCCAAGAUAUUGAUCCAUUUAUGCUUUGGCCUGCUCUUGUUGAACCUGGUUUUCCUGUUGGACUCGUGGUUGGCACUGUACCCAAAUGCCGUAGGCCUCUGCAUUUCAACAGCUUUCUUCCUGCACUACUUCCUGUUGGUCUCCUUCACCUGGAUGGGGCUAGAAUCUCUGCAUAUGUACCUAUCCAUCGUCAAGGUCUUCAACAACUACAUGUCCAGAUACAUGCUUAAGUUCUCCCUCACAGGCUGGGGAGUCCCUUUGAUUGUCGUCAUUAUUGUGAUUGCGGUAAACAAGGACAACUAUGGCCUUUUAAGCUAUGGGAAAUAUUCGGAUGGAACUACAGAUGAUUUCUGUUGGCUCAAAAAUGACAUUGCAUUCUACGUGGCCGUUGUGGCAUACUUCUGUAUUAUAUUUGUGUUAAACGUGGCCAUGUUUGUAGUGGUGAUGGUCCAUUUGAGACGGAUCAAGCGGCAGAACCCUCACAAUAACCAGUACCGUAGUGGAUUACAUGACCUACGUAGCAUUGCAGGACUUACUUUCCUGCUGGGCCUUACCUGGGGCUUUGCCUUUUUUGCCUGGGGACCUGUCAACUUGGCCUUCAUGUACCUGUUUGCCAUCUUCAAUUCCCUACAGGGCUUUUUUAUUUUUCUGUUCCACUGUGCUCUGAAGGAGAAUGUCCGUAAACAGUGGAGAAUGUACCUCUGCUGUGGCAGGUUACGAUUGGCUGAAAAUUCAGAGUGGAGUCGGACAGCAACACAAAGCAACACUAAGAAGACUUCAAUUCUUACGACAAACUCUUCUAAUUUAGGGAGCCACAGUGCACAACGAAGUUCAGUGAGCAGCGAUGAAUCAGUUCCAUCCAAUGGCAUUGGCUCACCAAUUGGCGAUAGUCUGAUCAUGUCAGAGGAAACAACUGAUGAUGUAGUUCUCAAUGAGAUGAACAGUCAACUCCGACCACGAAUCAGAUCUGUGUAGUUCUUGGGAAAGGAUUAACACACCAUUGAGGUGACACAAAACAGGGGAAGAAACAGACCAUUUAACAUUCUGUUUCUCAGCAGACCAGAAAAUUGUCUUCUAUCAUCACUCUUUCUUGUUAUUUGUUAUUGAGCCAGGCUGCUUGGAGUCAUCCAUAGGAGAAAUGGAAAGAAAGAUAGUCAGGACCUGUUGGACCAAUGCAUAAAAAUAUCCCCUCUUAUUGAGAAGUGAGGAAAUGUUAUAUUACGGCCCACUUUUUCAGCUUCAAGGUUUUUAUUUUUGCAGGGUUUUAAGCACCUAUAUGUUUUCAGUGAGCAGUAUUAAUGCCUCCUUUUCUAUGAUAUGCAGUUAAACAAGGAAAUGUGAGUGAAGAUGUCUGCAGUGGAUCAAAUGAUGCAUACAAAAAAGAAGCAUUUUAAAACAAAAUGUAUGAAGGACUACAUUUUUCAUUAUGGGGAAAGUAGAAAAAAAGAAAAGUUUUCAAUAAUAAACUAUAAGGGUUAUUUUUAGUCAAAGCAUAUUAAUGUGAUUUAUUAUAUUUUGCUACUUUUUUAUUUUAGCCAAUCACAAGUACGUAGUUUCAUGUUAAGAAUUUAACAUUUGUGCAUUUUAAGCAGAAGUAGGAAUCUGAGACUCUAACAUAAUAAAUUAUUUAUUAUAUAUUA